UUUUCUUAGCUUAAUUAAGUGUUUUAAGGAUAGUAAAAUGCAAAAGAGUAUAUUAUCAUUCUUUUCAAAGAAGCCAGAGUCGAAGGAAAGUGAUAAAAGUCCCGAUUCAUCACCAAUUAAGAUUGUUUCUAAAAAGAAAAGAAAAAUUUCAUCAUCCAGUGAAGAAGAUGAAGUGACCAAAAAGGAAGCAUCUCCGGUUCAUAAGAAAAAAGCGGUGGAAUCAAAAACCAAGACUCCACAAAGCAACUCAAAGAAGAGAACGCCGACUAGUAAAUCAAAGCCAAAAAUCACAUCACCUGCUUUAAAAGUUAAGGAAGAAAAGACUCCCGAGAAGAAAACGCCUAAAACUGAAUCUGAAUUACCUGAAAAUAAGCCAAUUAAUGGACAGAUAGAUGAAGAGUUUAAGCAUGAAGAUAAGGAGAUUGAAGACAGUCCAAAAAAAGAAGAACAGAAUGUUAUGAAGCUUCAGAGCGCUGGAUCUGGUCAAAAAGGCUCGGACUACAAUCCAGGAAAGAAACAUUAUCAUCCCAUUAAAGAUGCAUUCUGGAAGAAGGGAGAAAAAACUCCAUAUUUGGCUAUUGCGAAAACAUUUGAGAUCAUUGAAGAGAACAGCAGUAGAUUAAGAAUGAUUGAGAUAUUAAGCAAUUACUUCCGAUCAGUUAUAGUUUUAAGUCCAAAUGAUUUGUUGCCAAGUGUCUAUCUAUGUUUAAAUCAAGUAGCACCAGCCUUUGAAGGUCUUGAAUUGGGUGUUGCUGAGACGAAUAUUAUGAAGGCAAUUGCACAGACAACAGGAAGAAGUUUACAACAAAUUAAGAGUGAUUCUCAACAAAUUGGUGAUCUGGGAGUUGUUGCUGAGAGAUCCAGAAGUAAUCAAAGAAUGAUGUUCACGCCUACUCCACAUACAGUCGAAAGUAUGUUUAAUAAACUUAAAUCAAUUGCUAAAAUGAGUGGUGCCACAUCAAUGCAAAAGAAAGUAGAUACAAUUAAAGGAAUUUUCGUUGCAUGUAGACAUUCAGAAGCAAGAUAUUUCGUACGCUCACUACUUGGCAAAUUACGCAUUGGACUAGCUGAACAAUCAUUACUUCAAGCUUUAUCACAAGCUGUUACUUUAACGCCACCUUUGGAAAAUAAAAAGGAGCCUUAUAAUGUUAAUGUCAUGUCUGACAAAAAUGAAGCAACAAUCAAGUUAAAGGUUGAGAAAAAUGCUCUCAUUUUAAAGACUGUUUUUUGCAGAUGUCCUGAUUAUGACCAAAUUGUAGGAAUUUUAAUUGAUGAAGGAAUUAAGGCAUUGCUAGAAAAAUGUAAAAUGAAGCCUGGUGUUCCAUUAAAGCCUAUGUUAGCUCAACCGACAAAAGGUGUUCAUGAAGUUCUCGAGCGUUUUGACUCGAUUGAGUUCACUAGUGAAUGGAAGUAUGAUGGAGAAAGAGCUCAAAUUCAUAUGGACGAGAAUGGAGUUAUAAGCAUUUAUAGUAGAAAUCAAGAAAAUAAUACAUCAAAAUAUCCAGACAUAAUAUCAAGGAUAUCAUUAACAACAAAAGAUAGUGUCAAGUCGUUCAUAUUAGAUUGUGAAGCUGUUGCAUGGGACCAAGAAAGGAAGCAAAUUUUACCAUUCCAGGUUCUAUCGACUAGAAAACGAAAAGAUGCAAAUGAAGCUGAAAUUAAGGUUCAAGUUUGUGUCUACAUGUUUGAUUUGCUUUAUUUUAAUGGAGAAUCUCUUGUCGAGAAUCCAUUUUCCAAAAGACGUGACUUACUUUAUGAACAUUUCAACGAAGUAGAAGGAGCUUGGAAAUUUGCUACCAAAUUGGAUACCAGCGAUAUGAAUGAAUUACAUCUUUUCCUAGAUGAAGCAGUUAAAGGAAAUUGUGAAGGAUUAAUGGUUAAAACGCUCGACAAGGAAGCAACAUACGAAAUUGCUAAAAGAUCAAGGAACUGGCUUAAACUUAAGAAAGAUUAUUUGUCUGGUGUUGGCGAUUCACUUGAUUUAGUCGUUUUAGGUGGCUAUAGAGGUAAAGGCAAGCGAACUGGAAUGUAUGGUGGUUUCUUGUUGGGAUGCUAUGAUCAAGAAAAUGAUGAAUAUCAAAGUAUCUGUAAAAUUGGAACUGGAUUUAGUGACGAGGACCUAAAAGCUCAUUCUAAUUUCUUCAAAGACAACAUUAUUAAGGAACCUCGUUCAUAUUAUCGUUUUGAUUCAAGCUUAACACCUGAUGACUGGUUUGAUGUCGUUCAAGUUUGGGAAGUUAAAUGUGCUGAUUUAUCAUUAUCUCCAAUUCAUAAAGCAGCCAAUGGAAUCGUUGAUCCUGAAAAGGGAAUUUCAUUAAGAUUUCCUCGUUUCAUUCGAAUCCGGGACGAUAAAAAGGUUGAAGAUUCGACAUCAGCAAAGCAAGUUGCAGACAUGUAUCAGAAUCAAGAUCAGAUCAAAAAUCAACAGACACAUAGGGAUGCUGAAGAAGAUUUCUAUUGAAUAAAAAAAAGACAAGGCUCGAUUUAUUUCAUAUUUCAAAAAAUUAUUUUAUUUUAAAAAGAUUAUCUCCUCAAAAAAAUAAUAAAAAGCACACAUUCAUACUUCUUACAUACUCAACUUACUCCUGAUUUUUAUUAAUAAUACAUUACAUUUCGGAUAUAAAGAAGAAUAAAGAUGAUUUAU
Molecule: messenger RNA, 2644 nt
Organism: Chironomus riparius
Lineage: Eukaryota; Metazoa; Arthropoda; Insecta; Diptera; Chironomidae
Source: the annotation of a GenBank genome assembly